Molecule: messenger RNA, 1670 nt
Organism: Aspergillus novofumigatus IBT 16806
Lineage: Eukaryota; Fungi; Ascomycota; Eurotiomycetes; Eurotiales; Aspergillaceae
Product: cation:proton antiporter
Exons: 7
Coding region: 28-1500 (490 amino acids)
Biological process (GO): proton transmembrane transport
Cellular component (GO): membrane
Molecular function (GO): antiporter activity
Source: RefSeq, a predicted model, not a curated record
UUUUUCCGGAAGAACUACAGAAAGGACAUGGCAGGCAGUUUCCUGCCAUAUCACGAGCCAAGCAUCGUCCAGAUUCUUACUGUAAUCUCAUUUUUCUUCUUCCUGUCUCUGGCUGAAUGGGUUUCUGCGAGGGUCAUUCAAGCUGGAAUUAUCGGGCAGAUUGCAGUGGGUAUCAUAUAUGGAUUACCUCUAGCAAAUAUCCUAGAAAAGCACUGGCAGGACACAUUCCGCGUGCUAGGAGGGCUUAGUGCUCGUCUUGAUCUCCUCAAGAGGAAUUUUAUUCUCAGUCUUCUGGGAGCUGCGGUUGGGGUUCUCUUCCCGAUUGCUUUCUCCUAUUUGUUGCUUUACCUGGGGUUUGGAUAUGGACCCGUAGAAACCUUCAUCGUCGGUGCGGCGUUAUCAGCAACUUCUCUUGGCACCACAUUUGCAGUUAUCAAAUCCGCAGCUCGAUCUAUAGACCUUGCACAGACACGAGUGGGCGCCGUGCUCGUGAGCGCCGCUGUCAUUGACGAUGUCGUUGGCCUCGUCCAACUGAGCAUAAUAGCCAAUCUAGGUAAACUCUCCGGCGGAGGCAAUGCCAACCUGGGCUGGAUCAUCGGCCGACCCAUCGUCGCCUCCGUCGCCAUGGCCGUCCUCACGCCAAUACUUACGAAGCACGUUUUUGCGAGGCUCUUCCGACGGUAUAUCGAGCAUGCUUUUGCGCAGUUCGAUCAUGUCUCCAACAUUAUCCUUAUGGUGCUGGUCCUCUGCGCGUUUAUUACUAUCGCAGCGUACGCGGGUACCUCUGUCCUUUUCGGCGCAUUUCUGGCCGGCACUUUCUUGACCUAUAUACCCAGCAAACAUCCAUCUGGUCCGUUUGUGGUUAUGAGUCGCGAGGAAGGGGAACGCGAGGCCCAUAAGAGUCCCACAUUCGUACAUACCUUUGAGGUGUAUCUCCUGGACGUGCAGUCCUAUCUGAUGGAGCCGCUCUUCUUCGCUAGUAUAGGGUUUGCUAUUCCGUUUGUGCAGCUUUGGACGGGGAAAAGGAUUUGGAGGGGAGUGGUGUUUUCCCUUCUGAUGGUCGUUGCAAAGUUUGCGGUCGGUAUCUGGCUGCCGUUGUGGAAAUACAUUCCACUUCUGUGGCCUCCCAAGCGGAAGGAAUUGUCCAAGGAAGGGAAUAAUGACCAGGAGCUUCAGAACGACUCAUCGAGAGAGAAAAAUGGAAGGGCGCAUGCCAACAGUACCUGGUUGUCUGGGCUGCUCUUGGGCUCAGCGAUGGUAGCGCGCGGUGAGAUUGGACUACUCAUCAUCGAGAUAGGGUUUAAUGAGACGUCCUAUGUGAGUGAGGAGGCCUUCAUUACUGGAGUUUGGGCGAUUCUUCUUAACACCAUCAUUGGACCGAUGGCGGUUGGGCUGCUUGUCAAAUUCUACGGGAAGAGGAUUGGAGAGGGAGAAUGGGGACUGCAAGAGCCAGAGCCUCUACCUGGGGCAAACGAUGAACACAGGCAGAGCGAGGCAUAACCAUGCUUGAGUCAGGGAAAGGCAGAGUUCUUGCGACUGUACAUACUAUACUUGGCGAAGUUCAGUACGGACCAAGUCUGAGCGUCUCGUAUUCAUAGACGGAAGCAAAGCAGUGAGACUAUCGUCGUCAAUCUGCUAACUUCUCAUUGAUCCUCUCAUCGGUUGAAUCG